UUUUCACGCCUCUCCCUCCUCUCUCGAAAUCUCAAAUUCUCAAAAUCCAGCCCGCCAAGCUCAUUCAAUGUCUUCAUCGCGAUUACAAAUACGUCUCAAAAUUCACAACCACUUCCAUUCCGCGCAUCUCUGCAAUUCAUUUCCAUCUUGUUCUUCAAACACGUUGAAGAGUAGGGUGGGAAUGGAGUUACAGGCGGAUCUGCUUCUUUCACCAAGGUCCCAACAUUUGGGUAUUUCUGUGGAACACCACCAACACAAGGAGAACUCUCCUCCAUUUUCAGCAUUUUCAGCAGAUAGAUCGCCAACACCAUUUUCUGCCCUACAUUUUUUCAAGAGGCAGCCUCUGAAAGAUAUUACCCAUCUGUUUGCUACCAGUGCCAAUACCCAAUCCAUAUAUAAUGGAAGAAGAGUGUUCUCUGUAGAGAUAAGAGGGCUGGUAGAGCAGACAUCAGGUGUUGGAAACAAGAAGAGAAAAUCCAGAAAUCUGUCAGAUGACAGCAAUAUUAGUAGUUCCAAUCUGAAGAGACCAUUGCUUAGAAGAGAUUUCAGAUGAAAUGCUGAGUGGUAGCAGGCAUUCAGAAGAUUUGUGAUUCUUUAUUGCAAUCAGCGAUUCUGUAUAAGCUCUGGUCUCAACUCAGCUAUGGAGACAAAUUACAAUAAUAUACCAACUAUUGUGGUAUGGAAUGAAAACCCGAUACAAUAGAGCAAGAGAGGCACAAAUCAUGCCCUCUUUCGCGGUUUACUAGUGUUCAGCAUUAUGAAUAAAAGCCUCAUUUUUUCA
Molecule: messenger RNA, 781 nt
Organism: Cryptomeria japonica (Japanese cedar)
Lineage: Eukaryota; Viridiplantae; Streptophyta; Pinopsida; Cupressales; Cupressaceae
Exons: 2
Coding region: 68-553 (161 amino acids)
Source: RefSeq, a predicted model, not a curated record